Messenger RNA from Alosa sapidissima (American shad), 3598 nucleotides. RefSeq names its product mucin-2-like. Gene Ontology annotation, cellular component: plasma membrane. Bases 990 to 2432 code for a protein of 480 amino acids. The transcript is spliced from 10 exons. The record is from RefSeq and is a predicted model, not a curated record. Lineage: Eukaryota; Metazoa; Chordata; Actinopteri; Clupeiformes; Clupeidae. Gene Ontology annotation, molecular function: transmembrane signaling receptor activity.
UGUGUAUUGUUGGUUGUUCAGACAUGUAUUUAAAACGGAUGGCUUUUGAUCAGGUCUCAUAAAACACAUUUUUAAAAGCAAAUGUAAACAGGGUUACUUGCUCAAUUUAUUAUAUGUCUAUUUGGACAAUGUUAGCACUCGCUAGCCAAGCUAAGUUCAUGCCAUGAAGCUAAAAUUAGUUGAUAACAGCUGUCGCCAACCUGUCAUGUUAUGGACGAAACUGACUAGCUGUUAGCCAAUCAGAGUCAAGCAGCUUAGCUUGUUGAAUAUUGAUAUAAAUACCAAGAGAAGACAAGGAGAGGAAGUGUAGGUUUCUGAUUUGGUUAACCACAACUGUGUAGCAACCGCUAGUCCACUACCGAGACCCCAUAUCCUGAAAAAAAGUGUUAUUGCCUAAAAUUAUCUCUCUCUCUCUUAACCCUUAGUUGAUCCGGGAUAUCUGACCCUGCAAUUAAUUGACAUCUGUAACUAAAGUGUACUAAAGCGUCAUCCAAAUAAAGAUAAACAAGAAGGCUUCUAAGGGGUGGGCCAUAAACGUCACAAACAGAAUUCUUGGCACCUUUUAUUCAGAGUGGCCCAAAUCUGUUGUCAUGGGAGACACACACACACACACACACACAUACACACACACACACACACACACACACACACACACACAAAUAUGCCCACACAUGUGGCAUCUUCUAAUUUAGAUAAGGGUGUUACUCUUGGUAGCUCUAAAAAAGAGGAAGAAUAAAAAUUGUGCAACGGUGUUCCUUUUGUGGAAACAAAACUCAUGCACGUGCACAUACACACACACACACACACACACACGCACACGCGCACACACACGCACACAAACACACACACGCACGCACGCACGCACGCACACACACACACACACACACACACACACACACACACACUUAACUACAAACUACAAGGGUAAAAGAGAUAAAGGGAGUGGGAGAAGGAGAGAGGACCAUUAGCACUACUGACCGUUGACCAGAAUGGACAUAUCCGUCAGAAUGCUAAAUCUCUUGGCUCUAGUCGUUUGCCUUUAUGUCGGAGCGUCCUCCUCCACCAACGCAGUGGGCUACUGCGGAGGCAUCGUGAGCAUCAGGUGCGAGUACGAGUCCAGGUACGGCAGCCGGCCCAAGUACUUCUGCCGGGGAGAGCAGGGCGACUGCACCGAGCUGAUACGCACCAGCACGAAGAACAAGUGGUUCACCAAGGGCCGGUACUCGUUGCUCGACGACGGGACGCAUUACUUCGUCGUGAGCAUCUCUGGGCUGGCGGUGACGGACACGGGAAGGUACCAGUGUGGGGUGAGCGUGCGAGGAGAGGAGGCUCCGGUGCAGUCAGAGGUCAACCUGGAGGUCAAGGAUGACCUCUUCACCUGCGGGAGGACCCUGAUGAAGACGGCGUACACGGGGGACACCGUGAACGUCACCUGCCGAUACCUGGACGCCCACCUGCAUGCCGCCAAGUACCUGUGCAAAGCCUUCCGGAACCAGGGCUGCGACUCCCGGGUGUCGGCGCGCGAGGACCGCACCUGGGUCCGGGGGGGGCGGAUCUCCGUGUACGACGACCGGAAGGCGCGGGUCUUCACCGCCGUGCUGGGAGCGCUCGGAACGCUGGAUCGCGGGAACUACUGGUGUGCUGUGGAGACGGGCUGGGAGCAUGGAGGAGAGGACGGAGGAGAGGACGGAUACAAGGCCCUCAUCCAGAGAGUCCAGCUCACCGUGUCUGAUACACGGCCCACAUCUGUAAUAACCCCACAGCCAACCACACCACUACAUACCACUGGGACCAGAGGGCUCACGACAAACCCAGUAAAACUCCUCACCACAAGUACAAAUCCAUCUGCCAUUGAGGCUGAAGAUACACGGCCCACAUCUGUAAUAACCCCACAGCCAACAACACCACUAGAUACCACUGAGACCACAGGAAGGUCAUCUCCACCACCUCAGCUACCACAUGACAGAGUACGAAGUUCAUUCAUGCCAGACCAGGUUUGGUUCUCCACUCCUGUCCCCAUCAUAGAGAGUUCCUCGGGCCUGUGGCGUAUAAUAAUCUAUGGAAUUGCGGCGUUGUUUGUCCUGGUUAUCCUGUCAUCAUUACUUCUACUUGUCAUCACUCGUUCAAAGAGGGCCAAAGCAGCAGAUGUGCCUCCCUAUCUUGUGUCCAUGGAUGCGCUCUGGGAAUCCCCUCUGAUGGCCAACGAUCUGGAAUACCACACGAGUCCUUUAGAAUCAGAUCCACCUGAGCCGACUCCCACUGAAACCAAUUCAUUUCAACCAACUGCAAAUGAGCCAGAUCCUUCUCAACCGACUCCCUCUGAAACGAAUCCGCCGGAGUCAAAUCCAUUUCAACCAAGUCCACCAGUAUCAAAAUCUUCUGAACUGACUCCAAAUGAACCAAAUCCAUCUGACGCCAAAUCUGCUGAUUAGGAACUGCGUAUCCAUUGACCUCUGAAGAUAACAACUCCAACGAUACCAAAUCUAUCUGAACCAACUCCAACUGAAUCAUAAAUCAUCCCAUUUGACAAGAGCCAAAAAUGUAUCUGCACAGAAUGACAUGUCUAUCUCUGGUCAAACUUCAGCAUCAUGAGCAAAGCUGCCAUUUAACCUACAGGCAGUUGUAAAUUAGUAGUAGAAUUAGCGUUGUAUUUUUUGCCUGUCUGUAUGUCACCAAAACAUCAUCCAUCCAGAUGUCACUGUAACCAUAGCAACCCUUCCAUAAAUGCCAUGCCACAACUGCAGUGCGUUGGGAGAGAGAAAGGAAGAACACAUAGGCUACUACUGGCCAAUCCUCUCCAAAUGUUUAGAAUUGGACUCUGGGCGUUUGGGAACAGCUGAGGGAGGAGGCUACUUGAAACUGAGAGUUUCAGUCGGUGUGAGCGAGCGGACUUUCAGUUGACAGUAAUUAACACCCUUUUGAACAAUCUAAGCUGUGCUAACGUCAGAGGGCAGUCUACGCUGAUUCAUCAUUAGCGUGACACGAGGACAGCUGCAUGCAAUUCCUGUCAGCAUAACAAUAGAGGCUGUUGCUGAAGCGUCAGCAGAAGCGUCAGCCCUCGUUUCAGCCGUCCUCGUGUAAGACGGACGCGGUCAAGACGAGCAAGUUUACCUGUGCAAGUUCACCGAGCACAGGCGCCGACAAAGGCAAAAAAUGUGCCAUUCCACCAUAUCUGUUAUCACCGGCCAUCACAGAAAACGGCAUCAUGCCAAAAGGAGCAGAAAUCUGCUUAACCUCCAGCAACUUAAACGGUCCUCACCUACAGAAAAUCUCCUUCUCCAUGGGCUUGUGGAACUGCCAAUCUGCAGUCAACAACAACAAGUCAACGGACUUCAUAGCUGGCUAUGCCAACCACCUUUCGUUGGAACUCCUUGCUCUCACUGAGACUUGGAUCAAACCAGAGAACACUGCCACUCCGGCUGCACUCUCCACUAACCUUACACUAUCCCACACCCCUCACCCAUUUGGACGAGGAGGUGGGACAGGCCUGCUAAUCUCCAACAAAUGGAAAUUCACACCGCUACUUCUCAGAUCAUGUUGCCUCAGUCGCCUGGUCAUGCCGUUUUGCAACAUACGGAAAAUCAGGACUUACUUGACU